Ictalurus furcatus (blue catfish) is the source of this 1870-nucleotide messenger RNA. It is a transcript of the gene plp1b, whose product is annotated as proteolipid protein 1b. The record is from RefSeq and is a predicted model, not a curated record. Gene Ontology annotation, biological process: central nervous system myelination; axon development. The transcript has 7 exons. Gene Ontology annotation, molecular function: structural constituent of myelin sheath. Lineage: Eukaryota; Metazoa; Chordata; Actinopteri; Siluriformes; Ictaluridae. The coding region runs from base 1094 to 1870 and encodes 258 amino acids. Gene Ontology annotation, cellular component: plasma membrane; myelin sheath.
UCCAACCCUACGAUUAGUGGACGACCCGCUCUACCCCCUGAGACACAGCCGCCCCAAGUGUGUGUGAGUGUGUGUUAGAUGUGUGUAAGGGUGUUAGGUGUAAGUGUGUUGUGUAUGUGUGUGUGUAAGUGUGUUAGGUGUAAGUGUGUUGUGUGUGUGUGUGUGUGUGUGUGUGUAUGUGGGAUUGGGAGGUGUCCAAAGUGGAGUGAUGAUGGUCAGACAUUUGUGAUUAUAUAAUGAAACAGCAGUGAGACCUCAUUAGACCCCAACACACACACACACACACACACACACACACACACACACACACACACAGUCCAAGUCCUGCUGUGACCUUGACCUCAUUAUGAUCUUUGACCUCUUGGUGCCAGUGUGAGCCUGCCUGUGCUGGAGAAGUGAUGUAGCUGUGUGUGUGUGUGUGUGUGUGUGUGUGUGUGUGUGUGUUGUUUACUGUAUCACACAAUCAGUCUUUGUAUCUACUCCUGAAACAAAAGCCAUUGUUGAUCACACAGUGAGGCUUUCACACAUACACACACACACACACACCUAAGCUCCGCCCUCAUCUGGAGGGAGGGAUAGAGUGAUGAGAUGGAGGUGUAGAGUCAGUGAUGAGACAGCAGGACAGACCUCACUUCUGAUCAAUGAUUUUUUUGAGUCUAGAACAUCUCGCGUCACGGUGCAACGUCUCUGGAACUUCAGGACCAAGUGAACACAUCUACAACACCUACAGUGGGUCUGGAGCAGAGCCAAGGCUAGAGUCUAGAACAUUCUGGUGAUGUCUCAGGAGCAUCAACAUUGAGCCUAGAACAUUCUUCUGUGGUUCUGGAGCAUUAGGAACAAGUCUAACGUUCUUCUGAAGGGACUGGAGCUGCAUCUAAAGAGAGCCAGGUCUAGAACGUUCUCUGGGCUGUUUGGAGCACCGUUGCUGAAGAUAAAUCAUUGUUCUGUCUUGGUCUUGGGUGUGUUCUGGAGCUCUGGAGUGUCUGAGCUAAGUUUAGAAGGUUCCGCAGUGUGGCUGGAGAAGUAAAGCAGAAUCUAGAAGGUUCUCUGGUUUAGCUGAAGUGUAGAAGGUUCUCUCUGCUCGUUGGUGAAGAUGUUCCCGAUGAAGCAGCCCUGGCUGUGUAAAGUUUUAGGUUGCUAUGACAGCUGUGUGCGUUGCCUUGGCGCCGUGCCGUACAUCACUCUGAGCGCCACGCUGCUGUGUUACGCCGGAGUCGCGCUCUUCUGUGCCGGAGCACACGAGGCCCUCACACACACACACACACUCGUCCACACACACUUCGCCCGUGCACAGCAAGACUUCGAGGUGCUCGCUGACUUUAUUAAAUAUUUUCAGUAUGUGGUUUACGGCCUAGCGUCGUUCUUCUUCCUGUACGGGAUUUUGUUGCUCGCUGAGGGAUUUUACACCACGAGCGCCGUCAAGCAAACCUUCGGAGAAUUCCGGAGUACCAAGUUCAGCCGCUGCCUCAGCCUCACCUUCCUGAUCGUGACGUGUGUGUUGGCGGUGAUUUGGCUGGUGGUGUUCGCCUUCUCUGUCAUUCCCGUCUACUUCCUGUUCAACAUGGCCGAGACCUGCCACACCGUGCACAUCCUGUCUGAGACCACCACCAGCUUAAACCAACACGCCUGGGUGUGCGUGGACGCGCGGCAGUACGGUCUGCUCCCUUGGAAGGCUACACCAGGUAAAGUGUGUGGCAUGACCAUGGCCAACAUCUGCAAAGAACCUGAGUUCUACAUGACCUAUGACCUUUAUAUCACCGCUCUCGCCGGAGCAGGAGCCACGCUGCUCGGCCUGAUCCUCUAUAUCAUAGCUGCCACCUAUAACUACGCUGUUCUGAGGUUUCUCGGUAGUAAGGGGAUCCGUUGCUAG